ACAGAAGCUUCCGUUCCGGGUAAGAGGUAACCAACGUGGUGUUCUUGCAGCUCAACGUGUGUGCUAUUUCUGAGUGAUAAAACAUCUGAAAGAGAGUAAUAAAUAAACAAAAAAAGAAGAUCUCAGAUCAGAGAUGGGGGAGUUUAAAGUUCACCGGGUUCGGUUCUUUGACUACAUGCCGUCGGGAAUCAGAGCCUUGGCUUUCAAUCGAGAUAUUGAAAGGAUGGCAGUCGCAAGGAUGGACGGUGCAGUGGAAAUUUUCCACUGUUCAGACAGAUUUUACCAAGAAAAGAUCAUCCCUGGCAGAGAGCAGUGCGGGAUUGAAGGUCUGUGCUGGUUUGGCGAGCGUCUGUUCAGUGCAGAACUAAGCGGCGAAAUAACGGAGUAUGACCUGACAAACCAGAAAGUGAAAUACACCCUAGAUGCGUACGGAGGGCCAAUCUGGACCAUUACAGCCAAUCAACAAAGAACACACUUAGCGGUCGGUUGUGAAGACGGAACUGUGAAACUGUUUGAGGUGAAUGAAGACACGCUACAGUUUGAGAGAAAUCUGGAUAGGCAAAAAGGCCGCAUCAUCUCUCUCUCCUGGCACCCAUCAGGCUCCAGAAUAGCAGCUGGGAUGAUGGAUAUGAUCCAGAUAUUUAACGUAGAGACGGGCCACUCUAUACACAGGAUGCUGCCUGACAAAGGUUUCGGGAUAUCCCUCACUAAGGAGUGUGUAAUUUGGAGUGUGGUUUACCUCUCGGAUGGGACGGUCAUCAGUGGAGACUCCCUGGGACUGGUCAAAUUUUGGGAUGAUCAGACUGGUACACAAAUCAAAAGCCAUGAAGUCACAAAAUGUGAUGUGCUGGCAUUAGCAAUCUCUGAGAAUGAGGACAGCCUUGUUGCCGGGACGUCAGAAGGAACUGUGGUACAGUUCCAGUUCGUCUCUACCGUUUUUGGAAAGAAUGACAAAGAAUGGGUCAGAACCAGAACAUUUAAGAACCACACACAUGACAUCAGAGCUGUGGCAGAGAUCACGACAGCUGUGGUUUCAGGAGGUAUGGACGCACACCUGGUCGUGAGACCUUUAUUAGACAAGUUCGAAGAGAGGUCGGUGGCCUCUGCUUUGAGGAAGAUUCACUUUCCACAUAGGAGCCUGGUGUCCUGUGCCAAGAAGUCAGACCUGAUGCUUUUCCGGUACCCUGGUCAUCUGGAGCUCUGGAGACUGGGAGAGAGUGAAGGAAAAGGCUUGCCAGGAAGCAGUUUAUUUGUAAAAAGAAAUCCAGAGAAAGUGCUUCAUUUAAAAGUGAAGGGUGAGGAUCACAUCCGCUGCAGUGCCGUGUCUCCCUGUGGAGAAUGGAUUGCUUACUCCACAGCCAAUACUCUACGGCUCUUCAGGCUACACUGCAACAAUAAUAACAUCAACAUCACCAAGAUAUCCAAGCUACCAAAGGUUCUCAGCUCAGCCAGUCAGCUUUGCUUCUCUUCAGACUCCUCCCAUUUGUUUUCCGCCUCCACACAGUCAUCAGUGCACUUAGUUUCUCUCAGCCAAUCAGGAUGCAAGCUUGUGGGCACCCUUAAACCUAAGUCAGGUUCCCAUCAGGCCAUUCACUUAUUAGCUGCCAGUGAGGAUGGCAAGUGGUUGGCCUCUGCAAACAGUGACCACGAGGUUCACGUCUAUAACCUGCAGACACAAAAGGCUCAUUGCACAGUUCCUGUAUACAGUUCUGCUGUCACUGCCAUGGGCAUUCACCCAACAACAAACUGUCUGUUCAUGAUGUAUGCAGAUCAACAGAUGUGCGAGUUUUCCAUAGAUCAGAAACAGUACACGGAUUGGAGCAGAACGGUACAGGGGAAGGGCCUUCAUAAUUUCUGGUUGGAAAGAGACACACCGUGUCUCAAUGUGACGUUCAAUCCACAAAAUCCAUCCCAUGUCAUCCUGCAUGAUACUUACAUGUUCUGCAUCAUUGACCAAAGCCUGCCAUUGCCUAGUGAUAAAGCUCCAUUAAUCAAUCAGCUGACUCUGAAGAGCCUCCCAGAGGAGCAGAGGAAAUCUCACAGCCAUGCUUUUAAAAUCUGCAAGACUUUUAAGGAUAUCCUGUGUGUCGAACUGAUGUCAGAUCAGUCUCUGGUGGUGGUUGAACGGCCUCUAGAGGAUGUCGCCACUCAGUUGCCUGCACCCAUCAAACAAAAGAAAUUUGCCACAUAAGCAUAAACCUCUCCAUCUGUAUGUGUGUGGUUUUUUUGUUGUGUUUUUUUGUUUUUGUUUGUUUUUUAUCAAGAGACUGCAAAUUGUUCCCUGUUGCACCCAAUGUAAAAACUGCUGUGACAGUAUUAAAAGAAAUAUUUACUGUA
Messenger RNA from Puntigrus tetrazona (Sumatra barb), 2337 nucleotides. It is a transcript of the gene utp4, whose product is annotated as UTP4 small subunit processome component. NCBI's taxonomy places the organism in Eukaryota, Metazoa, Chordata, Actinopteri, Cypriniformes, Cyprinidae. Gene Ontology annotation, biological process: maturation of SSU-rRNA from tricistronic rRNA transcript (SSU-rRNA, 5.8S rRNA, LSU-rRNA). The record is from RefSeq and is a predicted model, not a curated record. Gene Ontology annotation, cellular component: 90S preribosome; t-UTP complex; small-subunit processome. Gene Ontology annotation, molecular function: RNA binding; protein binding. The transcript has 17 exons. Bases 134 to 2191 code for a protein of 685 amino acids.